Messenger RNA from Colletotrichum karsti, 5373 nucleotides. Its product is annotated as DEAD/DEAH box helicase. Gene Ontology annotation, cellular component: cytoplasm. The transcript is spliced from 6 exons. NCBI's taxonomy places the organism in Eukaryota, Fungi, Ascomycota, Sordariomycetes, Glomerellales, Glomerellaceae. Gene Ontology annotation, molecular function: nucleic acid binding; ATP binding. Bases 1 to 5373 code for a protein of 1790 amino acids. The record is from RefSeq and is a predicted model, not a curated record.
AUGGCACCGGUCGGCAGCGCGGCCUUGACGGCUCUGACCAAGUGGAAAGCCUCUCUUACUCCUCUCAGAGUCGACAUCGUCGGAGAUUUUGCAGGGAAGGAACUCUUUGCCAUUCAUGGCGAGGCGUUGCUCUGCCAUUGCGUCACUCGAGCGAAGGUCGACUUUACAGAUGGAUUUCAGCUCCUUCACGCCGUUCACGCCGUUGAGACCUUCCUCUCCAAGCUGAGGGAGCGUGGAUGCAACUUCCACGUUCUUUGGUUCGACAGCCAAGAGGAGCUCGCUGUUCCGCGAUGCAUCCCCGAGAAAUACCGGCACAAAUACCUCUUGACGCGAGCCGUCCUCAUCGAGCACCUCCGAUCUCCCGAGACUGACCACGAGACCACGCCCGAUGGAUCUACAGAGCACCACAAUGGGAAGGACCCGAUGAGCUUUGUCUUCUCUGCGAUCGGCAAUGAUGAGUUCGCCGACUACAUGGAAGAGAACUCUCUUCAUUUCGUCAUGUGUUCGCAGGGAAGAGAUGCGGAGGAUGCAAACGGCAGCAUCGACCAUCUCCUCGUCAUGUACUUGUUCGCGAAGAUGGGAUACAGCCUCUCUUUCAUCGACGGUCUUGACUUCAGGAGCUCAAAGGUCUACACUCAAGUUGUCACCCCGUCCAAUGCCUUCACCUCGAUUCAGGUAUCUGAGUCCGCAACUCGACACACGCAAGACCUAGGAUGCGGCCAGAUCCCAUCAGCGCUAGGCCGGCAAACUGUCCCAUUUUCCGAUCACGACUUCGGCACAGAGAUUGAUGCCCGAGAAAGGAUUGCCCUCGUUUUCUGUGCCUCGAUACUCAAAACCAAGCCCGGUACCGAUACCGAGAGACGCGUCGCUGCUUUCCUCGUCCACAUUGCGCUCUUAAAACUUGGAGAACUUGCCCAGCGGUCCUGCAGGAAGCCUGAGGCAGAGGUCAGCAAUGAAGAUCACAGUUUUCUCGAAGACUUCUCGUUCGUUGCUAUCACUUUGAUUCGACGUCAUGUCGGAAGCAAAGCUGGUGCGAGUAUCGACUGGCACGUCUACGAUUUGGUCGACGGUCGAAUCUUCUUUCAUAUCUUGCAGAACAUCGAUUCCCUGAAGCUUGUCUUUGAUGUUCGGUCUUACGGCAAGAUCAUCGAGGGCCUCGUUGGGAUCAAUGUUCUUUGUCAUUUACCUCAUGAUGGCCACCCCGUGCAGCUCUACCAGCCCGUUCGACGGGUGAUCACGACCUCACUGCAGAACCACGCAAAUGCCCCUGUUCUUCCAUUCAGCCAUCCGGUCUUGGACCCGUACCUGGAGGAUAUCAAGUUGGACACCGAUCGGAAGUGGCAGAAUUCCGCCACUGGUUCCAAGAUCUUCCAAGAGUUGACUCACUGGCACAACGCCAAGAAGACAGUUGAUCCGAAGCAUGCCAUCAAGCCGAUGGACCCGAAGGCCCUCAGGAGAAACCAGAGAUUCAUGGCAGACACGAUUGCAUACUCCGCCAGCCUGACAAACGCUGCUGGCAAGAACAUUGAACCUGAGAUCAUCAUCGCCCAGGAACCUCAAAAGAACGGCCGCGACAAGAUGAAGUCCAACGCUGCGAAGCCGCAGACAUGGAAAGCGGAUCUCGCCCGAAGAGAUGCCGCGAAGGUGCCCAAGCACAACACCAAGAGCGGAAAGGCAAAAGCUCUAGCGGCAGCGAAGAACAUCCAGGUUGCGAAAGCCGAGUCCAAGAGCCAGGCCGUCGUUGCUUUCUUUGCGCAGCAAUGUCAGGACUUCGACAAGGUAAAACCGUUGGUUCAGAGAUACUUGAAGGCUAACAAGUAUCUGCUCACUCUUUCGAGUACCGACAGAGAGGUUAUCGGAGGAGAGGCAUUGUUGUACAUCUGCAAAACACUGGCCAAUGUCAUCGGCAAGCCGCCAUUUGGUGCUCUUGAACUGAAUACUGUGGCUUUGCUUCGGGCUCAUGUACUUGAAAUGUACAAACUGCCUCUCACCGUCGAGACAAGAAAGCAGCUCAAGCAUCUAACAUCUGUUCUUGAGCUCCCACCACCCGCGGAUGAUGCUUCAAGAUUGAUCGAACGCCCGCUGCCUUUCAUACCCGCGAUCCAGAGUGCUGUAAAGCAUCUAGAGCUACCCGAGUACGACACAGCUGGCGAGUUCCAGCUGGAGCACUGUGGUCCUUAUUUGGAGCGCAGCUUUGACUCAGCUCCCGAUCCGCGAGUGCCUUUCCAGCCCGAUGCAUGGCAGCGCAAAGUUCUCGACGCCAUCGACAGGAACAAGAGUCUUUUCGUGGUCGCACCGACAUCUGCGGGAAAAACCUUCAUUUCUUUCUACGCCAUGAAGAAAGUUUUACAGGCGAACAAUGACGACGUUCUAGUGUACGUUGCUCCGACAAAGGCACUUGUCAACCAGAUUGCGGCCGAAGUCCAGGCGAGAUUUUCGAAAACGUACCCAAACGGCGGUCGAUCAGUCUGGGCCAUUCAUACCCGCGAUUACCGCAUUAAUAACUCAUCAGGAUGCCAAGUUUUGGUCACUGUCCCGCAUAUCCUCCAGAUCAUGCUCCUGGCACCCUCAAAUGCGAAGACCCCGAGCUCCUGGUCACGCAGAGUCAAGCGAAUCAUCUUCGAUGAGGUUCACUGCAUUGGCCAGGCGGAGGAUGGCAUGAUUUGGGAGCAACUGCUUCUAUUGGCACCCUGCCCCAUUAUCGCUCUGUCUGCAACCGUCGGCAACCCCCUUGCGUUCAAAGAAUGGUUGGCCGGCACGCAAAAGGCGAAGGGAUUCGAUCUCGAAAUGGUGGUCCACGGUGCAAGAUAUUCUGAUCUUCGGAAGUUCGUCUACCAACCCCCCAAAGAUCGGAAGUUCAAUGGCUUGGACCCCGUUGUGCGUCUUCCUCUUCCUGGCCUGGAUGCCGAGAACAGUGACGACAGUCAGUUUGUGUUCAUCCACCCCGUCGGCAGUAUUGUCAAUAAGAGAAGCAAGGAAACGUUAAAAGAUGUCAGCCUGGAGCCGCGGGACUGUCUGAACCUCUGGCAAACCAUGUCCGAGUACGCCAAUGACUCUUUUCCCGUCGACCACUCUAUCAAUCCCAAAAACGCCUUGAAGGAAGUUAUCAAAAAGUCGGACGUUCUGGAAUGGGAAGUUGCGCUCAAGAACCAGCUGUACCAGUGGAUGGCUGACCCCAACUCGCCAUUUGCUGACCUGCACAACCACCUCGCGACAACUUCGAAACCCAGCACAGGGAUUGACAACACCGUGAAAGCGACCUUCCCCUUGCUGGUGGAUCUUCGAUCUCGGGGUGCACUUCCUGCCAUCAUAUUCAACUACGAUCGGAUAGGAUGCGAAACGAUACUGUUCGAAAUCUUGGAAAAUCUUGAGACUGCCGAGGAGAAUUACCGGCAGACAGACUCCGAGUGGAACAAGAAGCUGCAAAGCUUCCGAAAAUGGCGGGAAGGACAGAAAUCGCGGAAGCAAGCCAAGUCUUCUCGAGUCUCCAAUGGACGAGAGGACGACGACGACGGCACCACGUUCAGCAAGAUGGACCAACUGGUGGACGACGCCAGUCAAGAGGCCAGCCCAUGGGCAAGCUUCAACCCGGAAGCGCCGAUCGAGCGAUUCAGUUUCGCAGACUCGACCAAAAUCUCGACCGAAGAGUUGGAGAAGUUGAUAUCUUCUCUUGCGUAUGCCAACAUCAAGAAGCCUAUCAUUGAGGCGCUGCGGAGAGGACUGGGUGUUCACCAUGCAGGAAUGAAUCGGAAGUACCGCCAAGUGGUGGAGAUGCUGUUCCGAAAGGGCUUCUUGACUGCGGUGAUUGCAACGGGCACAUUAGCUCUGGGUUUGAACAUGCCUUGCAAGACGGUCGUCUUCACAGGAGACUCGGUCUUCUUGACCGCUCUCAACUACCGUCAAGCCUCCGGUCGCGCUGGUCGAAGAGGUUUCGAUCUUCUCGGCAAUGUCGUGUUUCACGGAAUCCCCCAUCAUCGCGUCAUGGAGAUCAUGUCAUCUCGCCUGCCUGACCUUCGAGGCCAGUUUCCGAUGUCCGUCACUCUUAUUCUUCGUCUGUUUGGACUUCUUCACGGCACAGAUGGUUCAGACUACGCCAUCAACGCGAUUCAGUCCUUGCUGACGCAAACACGUCUUUAUCUCGGAGGACCAUCCUCGCAGAUGUCAAUCAAGCAUCACCUCCGAUUUUCGAUCGAGUACCUUCGGAGACAGCAUCUUCUAUCUUCUGGAGGAGCCCCCCUGAACUUUUCUGGACUUGUUGGACAUCUGUACUUCACCGAGAACGCAGCUUUUGCUUUCCACUCCCUGAUGAAGGAAGGAUACCUGCACGAGCUCUGUGAAGACGUCGACAACAUGGACAAGCAGAAAUACAUGCUUGUUGAGCUACUGAAGGUCUUAUGCCACCUUUUCUGUCGUAUUCCAUGCCCGAGAUACGACGACCAGGCGUGGCUGAAAGAGGUUGUUUAUCGAUCGCCGUCUGUGGUUCUCCUCCCUAGCCUUCCAGAAAAGGCCGCAGCCACCCUCAGAGAUCACAACCGGGAGACCCUUGGAAUUUUCCAAACUUACGUACGCAGCUUUGUCGAACAGCACCUGAGCCAUACGCCUGAUGACGUGUUGCCUUUCACCAACCGCAAAGUUGGGCCGAGCCGAAACCAGAGCAUCGAUAUUUCCGCCACCAACGUCCAGACUCUCCCUCCCACGACGCUCCGGUCCCCAUUUGCCGCCUUGUCUGGUUUCACAGACGACUUCUCCACCAUCCAUGAGCUGUGCGAGACAGUCCGUGCCGGCGUAUUUCUCGAAGAAGAAUCCAUCCCUUACAUUCCUAUCUAUCCUGACGAGACUGGCGGGGUGCCUUUCAACGCGUACAUCUUGGAUUUCUUCAAGCAUGGCGACAUGGAAGCUCUAGUUCGUGACAACGGAAUCAAACGCGGAGACGUUUGGUUCCACCUCAAGGACUUCUCGCUGAUCCUUGCGACGAUUGUUACAAGCCUGGCAAACUUCCUUGACAAGACCGGCGCCGAGUUCGAUGAUGCCGCCAUGGUUGACCUACAGGAUGUCGGCGAUAUUCUCGAGGAGGAGGCUGUUCCUGACCAAGAUGAUGACGCGCAUGGGUCGGCGACCGUUGAGACUGCUGCGAAAGAUCCUAAGAUUCAGCCAAAGGUGACCAAGGCGCCGAGCAAGAAGGUCCAAGACUCUUGGGAUGAUAACGAUGAUUCUGACGAGGGGAGCGAGAUAGGCAUCAAUACGAAUGACGGCGUAGGUGGCACUUCGACAAGCUGGGACGAGGAUGAAGGAGCUGGGCUGAUGAAGGUUUACAAAGUCUUUAAGCUUCUGCAGCAGGAGUUUGACGAGAAGUUCAGGAAGGUCUGGGCUUGA